Molecule: messenger RNA, 3140 nt
Organism: Notothenia coriiceps (black rockcod)
Lineage: Eukaryota; Metazoa; Chordata; Actinopteri; Perciformes; Nototheniidae
Gene: gmcl1
Product: germ cell-less, spermatogenesis associated
Exons: 15
Coding region: 437-1948 (503 amino acids)
Biological process (GO): germ cell development
Molecular function (GO): protein binding
Source: RefSeq, a predicted model, not a curated record
GACGUUUCAUGUUUAUGUAAUCCCUUCGUCUCACAGUAGGUGGUGACGUUGAGCAGCCCAGACACCUGGGACGUAGAAUACUACCAUUAACCAGCGAGAGAAGAAGAACAACAAAAGCAGCCACAUAUUUUCAGGGCAGGAACACAUCAUCAUCUCCUGUCUCUGGGUUUACAGUUCCUCUAAUCCAGAAACAUGUAACUGAAACCGAGGAGAGUUUUGCGAUCUGAAGGCUUGUGUGGAGUAGUAGCUUGUCAGAAGCAACGCUGUUAUUUCCCUGCCCUUGUUUGUGAAUACUGCAGCUAAGCUAGCUCGGAGGUUAGCUCUUUUUUAACCUGCUCCAACCCGGGAUAAUCAGCCGGUUGUUGUCUGUCUUUAGUUACCCAACACCUCUCUCUCAGCCUGCCCGCUGCUGACCAUCCGGUAAACUAGUGUAGUGAUGGGGAGUCUGAGCAGUAGGUUCCAGGUCCCGUCUCCGGGACAAGAGGAGGCUGCUGAGGGAAUAAGUACCAGCCACAAGCAUGGGUGUGAUUGUAAGAAGAGGAAACGAAAUGCCCAGUGUGACUGUGACAGUGAACAAGAGGAGGACGAUUCCAUUUUAGAUACACCUCGCAGGAAGAAAUUGAAAAGCACAUCCCGUUACAUUUAUCAGACUUUGUUUCUGAAUGGAGAAAACAGCGACAUUCGCAUCUGUGCUCUGGGACAGGAGUGGAACCUCCACAAAGUGUAUCUCUGCCAGUCAGGGUAUUUCUCCAGCAUGUUCAGUGGUUCUUGGAAAGAGUCCAACAUGAUGGAAAUCAACUUGGAGAUCCCUGAUCAGAACAUCGACACUGAAGCUCUACAAGUCGUGUUUGGAUCGUUGUACCGGGACGAUGUUCUUAUCAAGCCCAGCAGAGUUGUCAGUAUUCUCGCCGCUGCUUGUAUGCUACAGCUGGAUGGCUUGAUCCAGCAGUGUGGCGAGACCAUGAAGGAAAACAUCAGUGCCAAGACUGUGUGUGGCUUCUAUGCUUGUGCCAGCAUCUAUGGCUUGGACUUAGUCAUGAAAAAGUGUCUUGAGUGGCUUCUAAACAACCUGAUGACCCACCAAAAUGUUGACCUGAUGAAAGAACUUGGGGCAGAGAUAAUGGAGCAGCUGAUCCAGUCCUCGGACCUGUUUGUUAUGCAGGUAGAGAUGGAUGUGUACACUGCUCUGAAAAAGUGGAUGUUUCUGCAGCUCAAUCCGUCCUGGGACGGCCCGAUCAAGCAGCUUCUGGCUGACGCUGACGCCUGGCUUUGCAAACGCAGGACAGACCUAUGUGAGCAAGAACCCUUCCUGAACACAGAAGAGGGUGAAUCUUUUUGUUCAGUGUUCAAAUAUGUCCGUCUCCAGUACAUCAUCAAUGAUCUCGCAUCUGCACGCAUCCUGGAGAGAGACAAUAUUUUGCCCCCUGAUUGGCUAACGUCAGUGUACAAAAACCAGUGGUUCGCUAUGCUCCGGACAGAAUUUGACAAUGAUAAUGGUCCCCAGGAAGCAAACAAAGAUGAGUUUGAGCUGAGCAGCAUGAGGUGUGGCAGGAAACUCACUAAAGAUGGAGAUUACUGCUGGCGCUGGACAGGCUUUAACUUUGGUUUUGAUCUGCUGGUGACCUACACAAACCGCUUCAUAGUCUUCAAAAGAAACACUCUGAGUCAGCCAUGUGGGGGCGCUGUGAGUCUGCAGGCUCGAAGGCAUCUGGCAUUCAGGUUGCGUCUUGCCUCCUUCGAUAGCCGUGGAAAGUUGGUGUGCAGUCGUUCAACAGGAUACCAGCUCCUCACGCUUGAGAAAGACCAGGAGUAUGUGGUGAUGAACCUGGACAGCCGGUUGUUGACAUUCCCCCUUUACGUGUGCUGUAACUUCCUGUAUACAUCGCCUCAUUCUGACCCACGUCCAGACUCCUCAGAACAGGAAAGCUCUACCCGCAUCGUGACCUGAUGCACGUUCAGCCGCCAUUAACUUGCAACUAUCCCUUUGGGAACGCUGAGACACUGACACCUGCUUGUACGUACAAUCCACUGCCACAUUUUCCAUCAGCUGUCAUUGGACAUACCAUCUGCAUGCUUGUGUUACACAGUGAGAUGUAUGGGGUACAUUUUUCCCAUCCGUGUUUUCAGUGUUUAGGCACAUUGAGAGUUUGCUUCACAUACAUGGGGUUUCCAGGGUUAUGGAGAUAGUGGCCAGGAGGUGUCAGGCCAUCUUUGUAUUCAGAGCAGCUUCAAACUUUGGACCUCUGCCAUGAACUGAUAGCACUGGGAUGACAGACUACCCCCAAAUCACUCAUCUUAAUGGAACCCCCUUAAUUUAUCCAUGUAGGGGCAUUAUCAUCCUACAAUUUGGGAACAUCAUGAGGGGAAAUCUCCAGAGGGUGAAACUGGACCUUAACUGACGUGUGUGGGAUGUUUCAGGUGUUGCUCGUAUGGACCAAUAUGUAAAUCGAUUGUGGUCAUAGGUGUGGCACUGCACUCGAAAACUCACCUGUCAUUUGUACUGAUUUGAAUCAAGAACAGACCAUGUAUGCCAACAGUGUUGUAAACAAGUUAUUUCAUUUGACUUGUGAAUGUUUCCACAUUUUAGGAAAAUAUACUGUACAAUAUAUUAACCAACACUUAAAGCCCGUAAAAAAAAAAGUUAAUUAAAGUCUGACACAGCCUCUCUGCAACGGCUGCUGUUGGUUAUCAUCUGCUAGAGAUUAUCAGCUGCUAGAGAUUUAAGGUCAUACCUGCUGGUACAUGCACUACAAGAUGACCAGUCAAAUUAAGGGCAUGUGAUGACUACACAUUUGUUUCCAAAGUAACUGAUAGAUGCAGGAAUUUAAGCCUUUGUUUUUGUCUCUUUCUUACAGCUGGGGGUCCAUCUCCCUCAGUCUUAAAUUUGACAUGUAUCUGCAUUUCUAAUUCAAAACAAAACGCUUUAUGUGCGUACAUUUAAAAAAUACAUUAUACAUUUCAAAACCCGAGCCACUUCUGUUAAGGCUUUCAGAUAAGAAGGCCGACCCUCUCUUCUGUAAACUGGAGAAAACAUCCUCAUCACUCUCAGAUUAUAUACAAUAAAAAGUAUCCUUGUACUUUGUAAAUAACAUUGACUGCCAUAUUCCAAUUAUUAUAAAACAUUGAAUUAAAGUUAUAAA